AAGAGGGAGUUAGUUGGUUUGUGUGCACUGCCUGCCCGUAGCCGCCAGUGUUGACGUGUGGCUUGCAGAGUCAGGGAGAGCGAGCUCCGAGCUGAUUGUGGCCGGUCGCAAAGCGCCCAUUUGCGGAGCAGCAGCCGUCCCUGGGCCGCCGCAGCCCGGAGCGCGAGUCACGGUCCCUGGGCCACUACAGCCCGGAGCGCGAGCCACUGUCCCUGGGCCGCCGCAGCCCGGAGCGCGAGCCACUGUCCCUGGGCCGCUGCAGCCCGGAGCACGAGCCACGGUCCCUGGGCCGCCGCAGCCCGGAGCGCGAGUCACUGUCCCUGGGCCGCCGCAGCCCGGAGCGCGAGUCACGGUCCCUGGGCCGCCGCAGCCCGGAGCGCGAGCUGCCACCACCACCACCACCACCACCACCAGCAGCAGCAGCAGCAGCAGCAGCAGCAGACUGAAGGGCGGCUCGCCAUGGCUGCAGACUGGGCUGAAAUCCGGCGUCUGGCAGCCGACUUCCAGAGAGCGCAGUUCGCUAGCACCGUGCAGAGGUUGUCUGAUCGAAACUGCAUUGAAAUUGUUGCUAAACUAAUAGCAGACAAACAAUUGGAUGUGAUAUAUACAUUGGAUGGUAAAGAGUAUAUCACCCCAGCUCAAAUUGCCAAAGAGAUACGAGAUGAGCUGUACGUUCAUGGAGGCAGGAUAAAUAUUGUGGAUCUGCAGCAUAUUCUUAAUGUGGACCUAACACACAUCGAGAGCAAAGCAAAUGACAUUGUUAAAUCAAACAGAGAUAUCCAACUUGUGUUGGGCCAGCUGAUUGAUGAAACCUAUCUGAAUCAAAUGGCUGAAGAGGUUAAUGACCGACUGCAAGAAGCUGGACAUGUUACAAUAGCAGAGCUCUGUAAAUUGUAUGACUUGCCAUGUGAUUUUCUAACAGAGGAAUUGUCACGGCGUAUAGGCAGAAUUAUAAAUGGACAAAUGGACACCUAUGAUCGAGGCGUCAUUUUCACAGAAGCUUUCGUUGCUCAACACAAGGCCCGGAUUCGAGGACUUUUCAGUGCAGUAACUAGGCCAACGCCAGUAAGCUCUUUGAUAUCUCAGUAUAAAUUUCAGGAACAUCUUCUUUAUUCUUUUCUUGAAGAGUUUAUUACCAAUGGUCGCUUGAAUGGAGCAGUGAUUGGUGGGAGACAGGAUAAGGCUGUCUAUGUCCCUGAUAUCUACUCAAGAACUCAAAAUAACUGGGUGGAUUCAUUUUACAAGCAAAACAGCUAUUUAGAAUUUGACACUUUGAGCAGGCUGGGAAUUCCAGAUCCAAUAAAUUAUAUCAAGAAGAGAUACAAAUCAGCAUCGAUGACCACUUUAAAAGCCGUGUGUGUCGGCCAUACCAUUGUGGAUCAGGUGGAAGCCUCAGUCGAGGAGGCUAUAAGAUCUGACAUGUGGGUGGAUAUACAGCCCCUGUUGCCCAGUUCGUUCUCUGUGGAAGAUGCCUCCAUAUUGCUCCAGCAGCUGAUGAGGACAAUGAACAAACAGUCUGAUUCUUGGAUCUUCGGAGAUACCAUUGUGGUCAGCGAGCAGUUCAUUAACAGCUGUGCAGCACUUUUUGAUCAGAUGAUGCAACACAAGGCUGAACAGGAGAUGCAGAACAAUCAUGCCCACGUGUUGACAGAAGAGGACCUGAAGCAAGCUGCUAUUAUUGCCGAAAGUAUGAUUUCAGUUAAAAAGGACAAGCGAGAGGAUAGGAAGAAGAAAACAUCAGAUGGCAGUGGAAGUGCCCGUGCUGGAGGUGGUGGCAACGCAAGAGAAAUCAGGACCAAAAAGCACAAGAAGAGAGGAAAGCGAGAUGAGGAUAGUGAUGAAGAGAUGCCAAUCACAGGUGUGUGUGUCAUCCGGUCUCGCCGCACCGUCGACCUGGACAAAUUUCACGUAGUGCGAGGAAGAGAGUCCGUAGUCCAGUACCGCCGGGCUUCCCCAACUGCAUUAGCAUCGUCGCUGUAUUGCGGGCAGGACGCAUCAUAUAGUGGAGACCUAGCACCUGUGUAUGUUGAGAGCCGCAGUUACCGAGGGAUUACUGGGAUGUUGAAGAAGACCUUAGUUGGACCCCACGGCGCGUGGGCCAGAAGGGUCUCGACCUGUAAUGUUGCCCAUUCCUUCUCUCCAGAGAUGCUGCCUCACAAAAUUACUCCAGCAUUUUGUGUCUACAUGUUAAUCUCAUUUAUGCUAAUGGUGCUCAUUUUGUUGGUCAUGCCAUGCAAACUAGUCAUGUUUUGGGAUAUUUUAGAUGACACACAAGUUCAACUGGAAAAGCAUUUAUUGAAGACCAUUUGCACUGACAUCUCCAACCUCCUGUUCAACUUCAUGGCCGGAGACCUAAUGAUGUCAGUCGAAAUCUACACAUCAAUAACCUCUGAGCUCAGAUUGAAAAUGUUGGCAAAACUAGCUGAGGAAAGUAGAGGUCCUCUCUUGAAGCUUCAUAACUCACUGAAUGGCAAAUGUAUUGAAGAGUUUCUUUCCAUUUUGGAUGGUGUAACAGAUGUUUGUGGACUUAUGCUCAAAAAGAUCGAUAAAAAGAAAGAAAGGCAAGUCCUGUUCCAACACAGGCAAGCAUUACUUGAACAAGUCAAAACAUCUGAGGACCCUGCACUGGUUCUGCAUCUGACAUCUGUUCUGUUGUUCCAACUUUCAUCACACCACAUGCUUCAUGCACCUGGCAGAUGUGUACCGCAGAUUAUCAGUUUCCUCAAUGGCAAGAUUCCUGAGGACCAGUACAAACUCCUCGUGAAAUAUCAAGGUCUAGUCGUGAAACAACUUAUUGGUCAGCACAGAAAAGGCAAAGGAGAUGAGGACUCUGGCGAAUACAGUAACAUUGAGAAAGAGGCAGAGAGUGAAGGAGAGGCAGCUCGAAAGGAGCUGCAAGAAUUAACACCAUUCGUCAAAGAUCUUGUAUUGAAACCCAGAAAGACAUCGGUGACAGAAGAGUGAAAUUACUUUGGAAACAUAACCUGCUGGAAUGGCCAAGUUUGCCAAUCGAUUUGUGCAUUAAAGAGUUAUAAUAUAAAAAUGCCAUUUGUAUAUUAGACAGGAACAUUCCUGUUCUACCUUGAUUACAUUCAUUAGAUGGGUAAUAACAAUUGGUUUAAUACAAUUAUUGGACCUUAACAUUCUACUUGGGAUUAUAAAAUAAACAUUUAAAUGUUGGAGAUAGCAGAGUAAUUUUGUUUUUCAUUGUUUAGUACAUUUCAGAUACAGAGAGAAUAGUAAAAUAGACCAAAUCUGCUUAGGUGAACACUUGCACAUUUAUUGGGAUAUUGAAAUUUUUUUAGGCUAGAAAGAGUAAUUAUUUCUGCAGACAUUGGCUGAUUCACAAAAGGUAAGAAACAAAAAUGUCACAAUAGGUCCAAUCCUCUACAAUGUUUUCAACACAUUCACAACCCAAUCAGGCACUACCAUUCUUUAUUAGUCCAAAUGGAGUAAAUGCACAUUAAGUUGAAACAAACUCUUUUUAGCCACUGCAGAAAAUAAAAAAAGGAUAUACAAAAACAUGAUUGUGGAUGCUGGAUGAAAACACGAAAAGCAAUUAUAUAGCUUCAUAACUGAAAGAAUUACGGAAGUGUUUAAGAACUUUUCUCAGUCUGGUGCUAGGUUCUAUCUUGACCUGUUGGGGACGUGAUAUGUUAAUGUUUUUAUUUUGGAAUAAAUAGUGAUAUUUAAAAAAAGAUUUGUGCCACCUUGCACAUCAAGUCUUGAAGAGCAAAAAUAACUAAAUGUUGAAAUCCUCUUUGAUGAAAAGUCACAGACCUUACACAUGCUGACUAUCUUUUAACAGAUGCUGCCUGACUUGCUAGUUCCAGCAUUUUAUGUUUUGGAGUCACAAAUCUCAUACUUUAAAACAUCAAGUCAUCUAAUACUUUCCUUUGUUUUUAAUUUGUGCAUCAUGGAAUCAUGGUGGCACAAAUUCCUUGAAAACCAACCUAAAGAUUGCUUCUGAAAUUUUGAAUCCUGUUUUUAAAGGAAAGUUAAAAUAUUAUCUAGUACUACUGUAAGAAAACUAUUUUGAUUAAAUAAAAAAUUGGAAUUCGUAAAACAGAACUUUAUGAAGAAACUCACACAUUUUUCCCGUCUUUGUCUAUGACUAAGACGGAUAGUCAAAGACAGAUGACUUGAGGUGCUCACUUGGGAGUGGGGGGGCCUCAAUUUGGAGUGGGUGGCUUCAAUUGGGGGGGGGGGGGGGGUUGUUGGACUGAGGAAGAAUGAUGGGAAAUGAGAGGCAGUGUGUGGAGCAACUGUGGAGGAAAUGGGGAAAAAGGUUAACAUUUUGUUUUGUGCCAGCCUCUGGACUUGUUAGAAUUACUAGCCUGAGUUCACCAUAUUUGUGUUUAUGUACAUCCGUUAGGGCAUACAUUUUGAGAUUUCAAAUGCUGUUUUGCAUUUUAAAAGGUAUACUCAAUGUCUAACAAACAUCAAUUGAAUUGCCAUUUCAGAAAAGUUUCCUUAGAUUAAAGUUGCUAAUAGUUAAAUUACAAAUGAUAGUCUGUUUAGUACAUUUGUGAUCCUUGCUAACACAAAAUCAACUUUCCGAAGGGCUCUAAUGAUAUUAGAUAUUUUGUAAGUAAUGCAAAGUGUUAGAAAGCUGCUUCUGGCCACUAAUGCUUAGUUUAUUGUUACAUGUGCCUAGAAAAUCACCCUUGGUUGGUACCACCAAAUGUAUUGUAUGUUAGCAGCAGCAACAUUUAUUACUUUACCUCAAAAAUUGAGUUCCAGAGAAGUCCUUGCUACAAUACUUAAAACUAUUGCAAUGUUAUGUGCAAAUUCAGUGAGAAUGGUUACAAAAAAAAAUAAAAGACAUAUCUUAAAUUCUU
Molecule: messenger RNA, 4841 nt
Organism: Leucoraja erinaceus (little skate)
Lineage: Eukaryota; Metazoa; Chordata; Chondrichthyes; Rajiformes; Rajidae
Gene: ufl1
Product: UFM1-specific ligase 1
Exons: 18
Coding region: 460-2964 (834 amino acids)
Biological process (GO): response to endoplasmic reticulum stress; protein K69-linked ufmylation; regulation of proteasomal ubiquitin-dependent protein catabolic process
Cellular component (GO): endoplasmic reticulum membrane
Molecular function (GO): UFM1 ligase activity
Source: RefSeq, a predicted model, not a curated record